UGAGCUGUGCCCAGACCGAGGGGAGCGGGGCCGGGCCGGGCCGGGCACCCCGUCCCGCUGCCGCCGGGGGGCGGUGGGGUGGCGGCGCAGGGCCCGGAGCCUCCCUGCCCCUCUCCCGUGCUGCAGGCGGCCCGGCGAGGGAGGCUGAGCAGCGGCGGCAGCAGCAGCAGCAGGAGCAGGCAGGCGGUCGGGGACGGGACGGAGAGAUGGCGGAGACCGGCUCGGUGCACGCCACCAGGUUCGAGGCGGCCGUGAAGGUGAUCCAGAGCCUGCCCAAAAACGGUUCAUUCCAGCCAACAAAUGAAAUGAUGCUGAAGUUCUACAGCUUUUAUAAGCAGGCAACACAAGGACCCUGUAACAUUCCAAGACCUGGAUUUUGGGAUCCAAUUGGUAGAUACAAAUGGGAUGCCUGGAGUGCUCUGGGAGACAUGUCCAAAGAAGAAGCCAUGAUAGCCUAUGUUGAAGAAAUGAAAAAGAUUCUUGAAAGUAUGCCAAUGACGGAGAAAGUUGAAGAAUUACUACAAGUAAUAGGCCCCUUCUAUGAAAUAGUAGAAGAUAAAAAGAACAGAGGAUCUGACCUAACCUCAGUUCGAAUGGAGAAAGUCUCUAAAUACUUGGAAGACCUUAGUAACGCCAUGAAUUCCACUCCAAAUAUAAAGGCUGUGAAUGGCAAAGCUGAAAGUAGCGAUAGUGGAGCAGAAUCAGAAGAAGAAGGGCUUCGUGAAGAGGAAGAAAAAGAACUACAGCAAAAUGUGAAGGAAUGUAAGAGUGUGAAAACAGAAUCAGCAGCUGCAAAGGAUUUGGAAACUAUUGUUGCUAAUAGCUGUUACAAGGAUGGCUUUAUCCCAGAUCUGCAGAAUGGCAUCCAGACCAAAUCUGCCCUGAAUGGCUUGAACACAGAGGAAGAAAUAAAGAAAACAGAGCCAAGCCUUGAAAUAGCUAAUAACAGUGCUCACCAAGGUGGAAAUGAGGAGAAUACUGAAGAGGUCUCAGGAACUCAGCACUUAACCAGCGAUUCCGACAGUGAAGUUUAUUGUGACUCUAUGGAACAACUUGGACUAGAAGAGCCCCUGGAGAUCAUCACAUCAACUAAAGGAUCUUUGAAGCGUUCAUCCCAUUUCUUGGGUGUAGAUCACAGUCUUCUGUUAGAAAAUACGGAUUUUCCAAGGCGUGCUUGCAUGACUUCUGGGAAUCUCCAGCUUGGAAAUAAUGUAGAAGGAGCAGUUCAAGAAGAAGGUGAAGUCAAGUGUGGAGGAGAAGAUGGCCAAGCCACUAAUGGGGGCCCUCACAAAGAGAAGAAAAGUGGAGAAAAAGCAGAUUUCUAUGGUGUCAGAAGAGGGAGAGGGCACAGACUUCAGCCGCUAGGCGACGGUUCGCAAGGUGGACAGAUGGGUAGCGGAGGGGAUGGAGAGCGCUGGGGAUCAGACAGAGGACCCCGGGGUAGCCUCAAUGAACAGAUCGCGGUAGUGCUGAUGCGCCUGCAGGAAGACAUGCAGAACGUCCUUCAGAGGCUGCACAUGCUGGAGGCGGUUACAGCAUCGCAGGCAAGAUCUGCAACGCUGCAGUCAAAUUAUCAGCCUGAUUCCUCUGUUAAGAAACCAUCAUGGUGGCCCUUUGAAAUUUCUCCUGGUAUUUUAGCUUUUGCAGUUGUAUGGCCAUUUAUUGCCCAGUGGUUGGUGCAUGUAUAUCUUCAAAGAAAGAGAAGAAAACAGAACUGAGAAUUGAUGACUUUGCUUAAAGACUGCUAGGAGAAGAUGGCCCUGGAAAGCGAAGGAAUUCUGAAUUCUUACAGAACCUCAGGAUCUGGGAUGAUGUUCCUUCUGUUAUAGUAAUAUUUGUACUACCUUUGAGCUGAACAUUUAAGAACUAACAUUAUUGAUACUUGAACAAUUCGCUGCUCCUAGGUUAUGAAUAAAUUCAGUAACUCCAUCCUUAAAACCACAUGAACAUUAAUUAUUUUGGAACUUGCUUGUGGAUGGGCCUUUAGUAAUUACUAGUCUUGCUGAUGUCAGAUAAUGGAGAAAAUAUCUUUGUAAAAGAAUAAGUUAAUAAUAUGUAAAGCUGUCACUUCAAUAUAGAAAUAAUGUUACAAUCAAAAUAUCCUUACCUGUCUUUCCACAGGUUUACAUACUGAGAUGAAAGCACUAAUGAAGUAUGAAUUCAAUACCUUGUAAGCUGUUGGAAAAUACAAUAUAGCUCUUAGGAAUUCAACUGGUUAUUUUUGCUGCUAAACCAGUGUGAGAUGAAUUUCCUUGUAAAUUAAUCAGAAAUGAAGUGGGAUGCUUCAGUUAUCCUGUAAGAUUGUAAAGGAGACUUUUGAAUUGGUAUCUGUCUUGGAAAUUGGAGCUGUUAGUAACAGCGGGAUUGUCAAACACAAGUUUGCAAGUCGUGUGAUCCAUCUAAAGCAAGGGAUCCAUCUAAAAAGGCUGCACCUUAUAUUUUUAAUUUUGAUAAUUGUAUUUGUGUUGACAAGUUUGUUUUAACUGAAAUACAUAGGUGAGGCACAAGGUGCUUCAAAAUGAGAUGAAAGCCAGUUCUGUAAGUACAUAUCUGAGAUUUUACAAAGCUCUGUGCAUUUUAAGUUUUCUUCUGUCAGUUUAUGUCAAAUUUAAAAAAGAUCUUAUCUAUCCCUCAUCUGUCGUGCACUCUUCCCCACUCACAUUAGGAAAAAUAUUAGUUCUGGUAUUUUCCUCUCUUAUCCUUCUACUUUCUUUCAAAACAAAGCUUCUAACCUAAUUUUGGUACCAAGUCUUUUCUUUAAUGGGAUAUUUUAUUAAUCAAGAUACAGCUAGAAUUGUGCAUAUGGAGAUAGAUCAAUGCAUAUGUAACUAAAUUGUCCAAAUUUCUGGGAAAGAGAAGUGCACUAAAAUUAAAGUUGACAGAAAAUGAAGACAUUCAUUUGCUAUAAAGAAAUAAGCCAUCACAUAACCUGUGCUUAAGAUUUGAAUCUUCUGCAACGUCACCAUAUUAUUGAUGCACUUUCAUUCUCCACCCGCCCUAAAUAUUGCAAAUCAGUCUUGAGGACAGCUAUUUUCUGUCCUUCCUGAAAAUCUUUUUAUAGUUUGAAAAGCAUUUUUACAGCUAUACUGAAAAAAAAAAAAAAAAGAAGAAAAAAGA
This is a messenger RNA of Oxyura jamaicensis (ruddy duck), 3117 nucleotides long. It is a transcript of the gene ACBD5, whose product is annotated as acyl-CoA binding domain containing 5. The coding region runs from base 207 to 1718 and encodes 503 amino acids. Gene Ontology annotation, molecular function: fatty-acyl-CoA binding. The record is from RefSeq and is a predicted model, not a curated record. Gene Ontology annotation, cellular component: peroxisome. The transcript has 13 exons. NCBI's taxonomy places the organism in Eukaryota, Metazoa, Chordata, Aves, Anseriformes, Anatidae. Gene Ontology annotation, biological process: fatty acid metabolic process; autophagy of peroxisome.